AUGACCAUUUUUGCCGGCGACAACGAUGCGAUACAGCUUCAGAGACUUGGAAAGCGGCCAGUGCUAAAGGAUCUUAAGGAUUAUGGCGCUGAUCCUGGAUCGUACCAGCGAAAUUCUGGCGUUCUCUCGAUUCUUGGAUUGAGUUGUACUAUUCUCGCAACCUGGGAAGGAUUACUUGAGUGA
This is a messenger RNA of Penicillium maclennaniae, 183 nucleotides long. RefSeq lists its product as uncharacterized. Lineage: Eukaryota; Fungi; Ascomycota; Eurotiomycetes; Eurotiales; Aspergillaceae. The coding region runs from base 1 to 183 and encodes 60 amino acids. The record is from RefSeq and is a predicted model, not a curated record. The transcript is spliced from 2 exons.